Molecule: messenger RNA, 1117 nt
Organism: Brachypodium distachyon (stiff brome)
Lineage: Eukaryota; Viridiplantae; Streptophyta; Magnoliopsida; Poales; Poaceae
Product: photosynthetic NDH subunit of lumenal location 4, chloroplastic
Exons: 6
Coding region: 70-756 (228 amino acids)
Cellular component (GO): chloroplast
Molecular function (GO): peptidyl-prolyl cis-trans isomerase activity
Source: RefSeq, a predicted model, not a curated record
GUCUCCUUCCUCCUCUGCCCGUUCCCCUCGCGCGCGCCUUUGCUUCGCAGCCACAGUUUGGGGAUAAUCAUGCUGCCGCCUCCUAUCUCCUCCUCCUCGCUCGCCCCCAUGGCCUCCUCCGCCCCAAUCCCCUCACCCGCCGUCGCCGCCAGGCCCAGCGUCAGACCCCUCGCCGUCGCUCCCUGCAACUCCUCCUCCUCCUCCUCCUCCGGGUCCGCAUCCACGUCUUCGUGCCACGGUGCGCUCCCGGCGGCGCGGGGAAGGAGGGGCGUGCUGGCCGCGGGGUUCCUCGCGUCCGCGGGCGCGCUGCUCGGCGCGGCCGGGAGCGCCGGGGCGACGCGCAUCGAGUACUACGCGACUGUCGGGGAGCGGCUCUGCGACAUGGGCUUCGUCAAGUCCGGGCUCGGCUACUGCGACGUCGCCGUCGGCACCGGCGUGCAGCCCCAGCGCGGCGAGCUCAUCAAUAUACAUUACACUGCGAGGUUCCCCGACGGGACAGUGUUCGACAGCAGCUACAAGCGCGGCCGGCCGCUCACGAUGCGCAUCGGCGCCGGCAAGAUCCUCCGAGGGCUUCAGCAGGGGAUCGGCGGCGGCGGCGGCGUGCCACCCAUGCUCGUCGGUGGGAAGCGUAAGCUUAUGAUUCCUCCGAUUUUGGCGUACGGGCCUGAACCAGCAGGCUGCUUCUCAGGGGACUGCAACAUUCCCGGGAACUCCACGCUCCUAUACGACAUUCUUCUCGUUGGCAUUUACAAGUGAGCGUCAGAUUGACGGCAGUGAAUAUACAAAGCAUUGAACAUAGGUCCAACACCAUACAAAGUUUUUUUGGAACACCAUUGAGUAGGUUCUGGCGGCAGACAAAGAGAAGGAUUCGUAGGUUCUGGUUGGUUGAAAAUUGGAUGGGACACUUCACCAAGGCCCCUCCCUCCGAUUGCAAGACGCAUAAUGCUGCAAUAUAUAGUGCCAAUCUGUACAAAAAGAAUCGAUCAUGAAGGAGGAUGUAAAUAACGUCACUCUGUAAUCUGUAAAGCCGAGUCGUGUUUAUACGUUUGGUGAUUGUCAUUGCCGUAAGGGCCCCUUGUCGUAAAGCCAUGUUUGCUCAAGCAGACCCUUUGUUUAA